Molecule: messenger RNA, 1679 nt
Organism: Haliotis rubra (blacklip abalone)
Lineage: Eukaryota; Metazoa; Mollusca; Gastropoda; Lepetellida; Haliotidae
Product: deleted in malignant brain tumors 1 protein-like
Exons: 9
Coding region: 30-1631 (533 amino acids)
Cellular component (GO): membrane; cell surface
Source: RefSeq, a predicted model, not a curated record
UCAGGUACGGCGGAGCGGUGAAGAGUCCGAUGCCGGAGGGAAGUUUACGAGUCCUCCUGAACCGCCUGACGUGUCACGGCAACGAGACGAACCUGGCCCAGUGCCCGGGCUACUGGAUGAGACACAGUUAUGACUGUGGAGUGUUCCCUCCUACCACCGCUGCUAUAGACUGCUCAGGUGGCAUCAAAGUCCAGCUGACUGGUGGCACCAAGCCUCAGGAAGGUCUUGUGGAGAUUCUACAAUCUGGAUCGUGGGCGGCCGUGGAAAACAGCUCCGUUCAGACCGAAGAAGCCUCUGCCCUGUGUGCUUCUGUUGGAUACCAGAACACCAAGCCACAGGUGUUGCCUGGCAACACGUUCGGGAGAGGCACCAACAGAACCAUCUCCACGUUAUCGUGCUCAGGAGCGAGGCAGCACGUAGCACAGUGUACCAUCUCCGCUCCAGUCGUCAACACCAAGUCCGUCCAUGCCGCAAUACGGUGUUUCAGUUGCGGAGACACCUACACAUCGGAGUCGGGCAGCAUUCCUUCUCCCGGGUACCCAGGCAGCGCCUCCGACAACACUGACUGUCUGUACCGCAUCAGCCCCAAGGGUCCAGCUCAGCGCUACAAGCUCUGGUUUACAAAUUUCAAACUGUCGGCCAAUGACCUGAUAGAGAUCAAGGAAGAUCCCUUGUCAUCGCCUGUUGGCGUCUACAAAGGCGGCGCCGUGCCGGGAGUACAUCUCUUCAACAAGGACAUCUACAUCAGGUUCAAGUCCCAGUGUUGUGGGGCAAGGACGUUUUACAUCAGAUGGGAAGCUGUGACCUUGGAGAGCACGGUGUCCUUGACCUGCUCCGACGCCGCGAUGAACAUCAAGGUCAACAUCACGCAACUAAGAUGGCUGUACCCUGAUACAAAUCCCGCCUACAUCUCGCUGGUUAACGAGGGCUGCACGGGAUCUUACGCUGGAGACACUUGGAGCAUCAAUAACCCCCAUUCCCAGUGCUACACCAACAGAGCGAUUGACCCGACGUACGUGACGUACCGUAACGCCCUGAUCUACAAGGAGAUUGGUAGUGGUCCCAUCGUCAGGGAACAUCGAUGGAGGGUGGACAUGGAGUGUGCCUUUGUCAGGGAGAGAAAGAUCAGCCAGCAGUACAGCGUCAACAACGAGUUCAACUACCUCCGGAAUCUGUCAUCUGAUUACUCGGCCGAAAUCCACCUGUACAACGACUCCACGCUCAGCACCGAGAUGAGGUUUGAUCCAAUCAGAGCCAAGCUUGGAGAUGACCUUUACGUCAAGGUCAACCUGAAGGGCAACUGGAACGUCUCUAUGAGGUUACAGAACUGUGUCGGCAAACCAGAUCCAAAUUCAACUAUAACAUACGCAUUGGUGCGUUAUGGGUGCUCGUCGGACAAGGAAACUCACGUCGUGUUCGAGGACCCUACCACCACACUGUUCCACUUCAAGGCAUUUGAGUUCUACGCCGGGUACAGCACAGUCUAUCUCUCCUGUGACGUCAAAUUCUGUACACCAGGUGACGUCACUAGCGCGUGCAACUGGAAGUGCAACACCCUGGUCAGCAAACGCCACAUCUCCAACAUGGUGGGCACGGACUAUACCGUGUCAAAACGGCUUCAGAUUGUGUGAAAUUGGCUCUCAUUUUCAGUACGUGAAAUAAAGAUACGAUAAAAGCUA